Molecule: messenger RNA, 4219 nt
Organism: Podospora pseudocomata
Lineage: Eukaryota; Fungi; Ascomycota; Sordariomycetes; Sordariales; Podosporaceae
Exons: 2
Coding region: 128-4219 (1363 amino acids)
Biological process (GO): signal transduction
Source: RefSeq, a predicted model, not a curated record
GGAUAGGUCGCCUUUGCAGCAGCAGGAGAAUAAUCGACAUUGUUCAAAGAGGAGUUGGUUUUCGAGGACAUUUCUGGGGAGGCAGGUCUCGGGUGGGAGUGGGGUUGCGAGUUUGAGUGGGCGGUCGAUGACUACGACGGGGGCGGAAGGGGGGGAGGAUCAAAAGGGGAAGAAGAUGGUGAAGCAUAAGAGGAGCGUGAGUGAUUUGGCCAUGCAUUUGGUGAAUGGGGUGAUGAUGAGGAGGGAUUCGCUCAAGGAUGAGGACCUGCAGAGCUUGGUGAGGCUGUGCGGGAAGAGCUUCUUGUAUCUGCCGAGCGAGUAUGCGGCGGGAUCGCUGGUGCUGCCGACGUGCUUUCGGGCGACGGCGCAAUAUCUGGUUCAGCAUGCGGCAGAUACUCAGGGGGUGUUUCGCAUUCCGGGAUCGGUGAGGGUGGUGAAUGCGCUGUAUGAGUAUUAUUGCUGUGCCGAGGGGGACAAGGACGAGAUUGCGAGUACGAUUCGGUGUCCGAAUCUGCCGAGUCAUAUCAAGGUUGGGACGCACGAUGUGGCCUCGACGUUUAAACGGUUGCUGGCGGGACUGCCGGGGGGGAUAUUGGGGAGUUUGGCCUUGUUUGAUGCCUUGGUGGCUAUUCACAGUCAGCUGAAGGGGGAUCCCGAGUUUCCGAGGACGAAGCAGACGAAGUUGAGGGCGAGGUUGAUUGCGCUUGCUAUUGGCACGGUCAAGUCGCAGUUCCGGAGGGAGUUGAUUUGUGCCGUGUUUGGGUUGCUGUGUUUGAUUGGGAGGACGGCGGAGAAGACUCCCAGGGAGGAUGAACUGGGACGGCCGCUGCCUACGGCGGAUUUGAUGGGGUAUAAUGCUUUGGGGAUUGUGUUUGGGCCGUUGUUGGUGGGGGAUUUGAUUCAUGGAUAUACGAUGAGGAUUGCAAAUCCAAAUCAGGGGCUGGUGUUGUUUCCUGUUACGCCACCUGCUGCCAGACGAGAGAGGAGGAAGUGUAAAACGUCCACAGAUACGGAGGCUACUCAUUCGCGGCGAGGGGCGUUGUCUGUUGACAAGAUACAUGUUGCGAACAGCAUUGCUGAGAUGCUGAUUGUGCACUGGCGGGAGGUUGUCAAGCAUAUGAAGAACCUGGACGUGCUCAAGUCCAGCCCGACGGCAAUCUCGGAGCAGCAUGCUCGGCAUCACUACCGGCAGCAGGAGUCUCUGCAGGACAAGGCUGGUGGGCUCAGACCUUCUGCGUCUGAGUCGUUUGUGGUGAGAAAGCCUGCGGAAUGGGGGAGCGGGUUGAGAAAUCGUCACUCGAGGCAAUCCGAAGAAGGAGGAUCACCUAUUCCGCCUAGUCCUACUCCUGACGCUAGACGAGCAUCCGGUGGAGGGCCGGGACGACUCGGGAUGAGCCGGUCUUCACUUUCGGUGCAGCGGCAACGGCCAAGGACUGGGAAUGCUCGCUCUUCGUCCCAACAUCGAGUUGGCGCGAUGGCCUCCAUGCCGUUGUUGUCGCCCACUGCUGAGGAGCCAUCGCUCGCGGACCCGGAAGCAACAUCCCCGACGGGCCAUCACCAUAAUCAGAAUUACCACGAUGCCGCUGGUGAGCAGAUGUAUGGAUACCCUCCCGCUCCUUUGGAAACCGUUCAGUAUGCAGCCAUGGAGGAGCCUCUCUCUCUUCGCCAACGACCCCCACCUUGGGCUCCAGGAGAAUCAGUGCUGACGAGCUCGUCAACCGGCGCCGGAACAGCAGGUACUCGUUAUCCCACUCCAGACAACAUCAGCAUGAACGUCCCCGAGAUGCCGAGAGGGCCCUCUCCUGCCUCUCCGACUCCGACGGCCAGACGUCGACUUGUGAUCUCCGCAGAUUCCAUCCGAUUUAAGAACGACGUGGCGGGAAGCAUGAGAGCGGAGAAGAAGCGGUUGAGUCAGCUGAGUUUGAACAAACGAGCAGACAAUGAUGACCAGUUUAAGGAUAUGGCAGAGAUGAAUACAGAAAAUACAGGAGGACUUCAACGUACCAAAAAUAAGGGUUGUCGAGUAAAAAGACCAUCUGGUUCCUUCAGCAGUGCUCGGAGCAGGGACCGGAGUUCCGAGGACCACCAAAGAGGAUCAUCUCAAGAUACUGCAAGACCGAUAGUCGUUCCGGGGUCCUUUACUGUGUCUUCGCCAGCUCGGGUGGAAAAUAAGGGUCUGCGAGAUGAUUUACCGCGGAGCGAUGUCUCUGGACAGAAACGGUCCAGGCUUGCUGCCUGGCGAUCAAGGCAUCGGGGUGCUUCAACGGAUACUGAGAGUCCCUCUGCUCAACCGACAAGUCCACGAUUCAUACCCUUUCGCUCGCGCAAGUCUCUUGGGUCGUCAGAGCAGCCCGGAGGAUCUCCCACCGCCGGGGAGAGAAGGCAGCAGAUCGGAAAGGAGAGGAGGUCGUCGCAAACUAGGACAUCCAUGAGCACCACUUCGCAUGAUGAUGAUAAGGUCAUCAGCACGACGAGUAGUGGUGAUAUUAGGGAGAAGAGACUCUCGAGGCUGGACAAUGCACGCAAGAAGUCGUCUCCUCUACCCAAGACACCGCAGCAGAGCCCUGACAAGCGGGCAACGACGAUCGUCGAGUCUACUACUCCUGUCACUGCUACCCCUGGUACCACGGUGCAGCAUUACCUGAGACCGGUCACGUCAGUCGGCAGCGCGGUCAAGGCCAUGGCGGCGAUGUUUGAGAGCGCGAGCAAAGAGGAGGCGUUUGUGCCGUCGCCUAUGCAGAAGGUUGGGGGGGGAAGCCUUGAUUUGAAGCCGAGUGGGGUGUUGGCGCAGUAUACGGUUAACCCUUCGCCGAGGAAGGGGGUUUCGCCGUCGAAGUCGAUGUCGCCGUUGAAGCCGCCGCCGCCAGCUUGUCCGGUUAAGCAGAUUGAGAUGAGGAAGUCUGAGAGUAUGCCAGGGGAGGUGGUGGAGAGGGGACGGACGUUGGUGCCGCCUGUUGUGCCGGUGAGGAGGUCGAAGGGGAGUGUGGAGGCUGCGGCUGUUUGGGGGGCGAGUCCGGGGAGGUUGAGGAGUCCGGUUGAGGUUGAGAAGAUGCCGGGGGUUGUGGGGGAGGGUAGCGAUGAGCUUGAGGCUGCGAUGGAGAAGGCGAAGGCUACUGGGGUUGUUGCGGGUGCGGAAAAGGGGGUGGAUGAGGAGAUGGUGGUGACACCGGCUCCUCCUGAGCGGGAGGCAGCUCGUAGGCCGAGUUCAGAGGUUACUACACCUAAGCAUCGUGUCAGCUUUUCCCGGACUACGAGAAACGAUGAUGACUCACACGUCACAGUCAAGGAGAAGUGGUCUGCACCUUCUAGAGCUUCGAGUUUUGGUGACCAUCCAGGGUUUCCUGAGCAACAGCAGGAAGAAGAGGAGCGGAGUGCCGGCCGGCAAAAAUCGCAGACGAUUGCUCUGGAGGCUCAGAUUCGCAGUUUGCAGAUGCAGUUGGUGGAAAAGUCGGGGCAGAUUAUGCAGUUGACGAGGGAGUUGGUUGUCAAGGCGGAUGUCGGGGAGGAGUGCGAGAGGUUGAGGGAGAGGUUGAGGGAGGUGGAAAUGGAGAGGGAUAUGUGGAAGGGGAGGGCGGAGAAGGCGGAGGAGAGGGUUGGGAUGUUUGAGAGGGUUAGGGAACGGGCGAGGGCCAGGGAGGUGGGUGGUGAGGGGGAGGGAGUAGGGGUGUUGGAUGGGGUGGAUGAUUUUAUGGAGGAGUGUUAUACGGGGGGGUAUGAUGAGGUUGGGGGUUGGGAACAGAAGGGGGAGGUGGUGAGUGGGUAUAACCAGCCGGCGGUUGUUAUUGAGGCGCCGGAGCAACAGCGUCAGUAUCUACAACCGGAACAAAACACCCUGUCUCUUCACCCCAGUGGGAACGGACAGAAGAAACCCGUCCACAGUCCUUCUCUCAGCCCGAUGCCAUCUUUAGAACUGCAGCAGGUUGAGCAAAGACAAGGAGGAGAGGAAAGUUUUACGGAAAGGAUGAAGAGAAGGUUUAGAGGUUUGCCGAGGGAGGCGAGCAGUGCUAUUGCUAGUAUUGAGAACAGUAGGAGUAGUGCGGGGAGUCCGUAUGAUAUGGAUGAGGAGUAUCCUGCGGAGAUCUUGCCUUUUCCGCCUCCGCCUGUAUCACCCAGGCAUAGGGAUAGGGACCGUGGGGAUGGGGCUGAUGGGAAUGAAGAUACGAGUAGUAUGUGGAGGGCGGCGGAGGAGAUGUUUAGUGGGGUUAAGAGGCAGUGUUAG